UCUGGAGUCAUCUAGAUAACACAGUCGGUGUCAAAAACCAUUGCCUAUAAUAAAAAAAGUGUGAAUUGUGCCGCCAAAUUUUAAAUGUGACAUGUGAAAGUGUUCGAAAUUCAAAAGUGAGGUGUAUGUUUUUUAAAAGUGAUACUGGAAGAUGAAAAUGAACAUGGAGAGCUUAGCGGUGCAGCUGUUCGACGCUGGGGCGGUGAGGCUCGGAGACAUAGAGGCGAAGGUUGGACGGCACACGCCUAUAUAUUUCGACCUACGAGUCAUAGUAUCACACCCGAAGAUGAUGAACGCAGUAUCACAGCAACUUUUGGAACUGUCAUCUGAAAUAGAGCACGACAUCCUGUGCGGUGUCCCCUACGCGGCGCUGCCAUUUGCAGCCGUCAUGUCAGUCAACGGGAACACUCCCAUGAUAAUGAAAAGAAAAGAAACAAAACUGUACGCAACCAAAAAGAUCCUGGAGGGCGUGUACAGAAAGAACCAGAAAUGCCUCGUCGUCGAGGACGUAGUGACAUCUGGCGGUAGCUUGUUAGAAACAGUUGGAACGCUACGAAACGAGGGCCUACAGGUCACUGACGCUGUCGUAGUUCUGGAUAGAGAACAAGGUGGCGUUAGUGUGCUGAAGGCAAAUGGUGUUAACGUCAAGUCGAUAUUUACAAUGACGAAUUUGGUGAGCAUACUGCGAAACGCUGAGAGAAUUAACGAUGAAACCGUUGAAAUCGUGUCGGAUCAUAUCAAGGAAUGUCAAUUUGGCCUAAAUGAAGCCCUAGAAAGGAUUCUCGUUAAGGAAAACGGAGUAUUGGCGAACUAAUAGGUUAAUUAAUAAUUAUAAUAUAGGGGACUAGCUAUAUGAACUAAACGCGUGUUUUAUAAUGUCUUAAAGUAUAUGAUACUCUGCAUUAGAACGUAUACUUAUGUUAUGCUUCAGGAUGUUUGCUUAUUUUAGUGAAAACAUGAUGUUACAGAUUUGAUACGAUAGAAAUACAAGAAGUAAACAUUUCUUUCAACUAUUUCUAUUAAAUCGUGCUACAAUACGAGAAAUCAUUUACAGUAAUUUAAUAGUGAAUAAUUUUCUAGCCCAAUCAAAAGAUUUUUUGUAAAUCACGAAUUAUUAUUUCGGCACAUACUCGUGUAUGUGUGUGUGGGCCGAAAUCGAUGAUCGGUUAUUGUAUAAAUGUGUGCGUGCGUAAUUGCUCGUGUAGUCUCCUUUAAUUUUAUACUAAAUAAUUUGUUAUUGUGUACGUGCUUAUUUAUGUACCUAAUUAUUUAAGACGAUACAAAU
Zerene cesonia (dogface butterfly) is the source of this 1285-nucleotide messenger RNA. Its product is annotated as uridine 5'-monophosphate synthase-like. NCBI's taxonomy places the organism in Eukaryota, Metazoa, Arthropoda, Insecta, Lepidoptera, Pieridae. Gene Ontology annotation, molecular function: orotate phosphoribosyltransferase activity; orotidine-5'-phosphate decarboxylase activity. The transcript is spliced from 3 exons. The record is from RefSeq and is a predicted model, not a curated record. Gene Ontology annotation, biological process: pyrimidine nucleobase biosynthetic process; UMP biosynthetic process. The coding region runs from base 152 to 814 and encodes 220 amino acids.